AUGGCUAGGACUCGUAAAAGGAAGACUCCUGUGGUCAGCGCAAGCGAGGGGCGCCCGCUCGCGUCGGCGAACAAGAGUUCUAGCAGAGCUGUGAUCAGGAGAUUCCAUUACCUACUCAGAAGUAAAGUCCAGCUCGAAAAGCAGAAGGCUAGUCCAGCCAAUUCGCAAGCCCUGGCCGAAAUAGACCAGGAAAUAGCGAAUCUUGGCGGGUUGGACGCGUACCAAAAGAUGUCCACUAUCGGCCAGGGCAGUGAUCGAGGAGGAGGGAGCGAAAAGGUGUUCAUCCAGUGGUUGAAGGAAGAAGGUUUGAACAAUAUCGGAGUGAAGUCUAAAGUCAAAUUGCUGGAGGUCGGUGCACUGAAACCCGACAACUAUGCUUCUUGCUCUUCGUGGAUCGAAGUUACACCCAUCGACCUCCACUCUCAGCAUCCCUCCAUCCGCGAACAGGACUUUCUUCAAAUGGACGAAGUCGAGCACGCAGAAAAAUGGGACCUAAUAAGUCUAAGUCUGGUCCUCAAUUUCGUCCCCGACGCUCAUGACAGAGGUCGCAUGCUCAGGCUUGCUCGUACUAUGUUACGGCCGGAUGGCUUGCUUUUCCUCGCGCUUCCUCUGCCCUGUGUUCGUAAUUCUCGGUACCUCACAAUGGACCACCUCAGAGCCCUCAUGAAUGCACUCGGUUUUGCUGAAAUAAAGAGCCGGUGGAAAGAUGGCGGUAAGAUGGCUUACUGGCUCUAUCGCAAGAGUGCGCCGGACUCUCAGGAGCAGGAGCGAUUCCGCAGGAAGACCGUGCUGCUCCAGGGCAAGCGGAAUAACUAUGCAAUCCUGUUGUAACGCCAGCCAGUGCCAGCUUUUCAGAAUCGC
Messenger RNA from Gloeophyllum trabeum ATCC 11539, 861 nucleotides. RefSeq lists its product as uncharacterized. Gene Ontology annotation, cellular component: nucleolus. The transcript is spliced from 4 exons. Gene Ontology annotation, molecular function: rRNA (adenine) methyltransferase activity. Bases 1 to 831 code for a protein of 276 amino acids. Lineage: Eukaryota; Fungi; Basidiomycota; Agaricomycetes; Gloeophyllales; Gloeophyllaceae. The record is from RefSeq and is a predicted model, not a curated record.